AUGAGCGGGAUACAGAAUACUCCUGACACGCCUUCUUCCUCGGCAGCUACUGGAAGUACCCCCCAGCAGGGGGAUAUGGCUACCUUGCCAACUGAACAAGAAACUCGCAACUCACCAGGCGAAGAAGAAGCAGAUCAAAUCCUCAAUUUCGACACCGAAUCUUGGGCAGCCUCUGGCCUCCAAAAAGCCGAGGUGGAGGCUAAAAUCACGAUGAACGACUUUGCCGCUCCACCGUAUUUGUCGCACGAAAGUUAUAUGAGGUUGCUAGGCUCUGCUAGUGGGGUUAUCAAAGUUACGAAAUGGACUGAUGCGGUCUGCUUCGCUAUGCGCAAAGCUCCCGAGGACCCUGUACCUGAUGCUCCAGUACCUAUACGCUUGGACGAUGAUUCCGGGCGAAGUAUUGUGUCCAGGAGCUACAGAAUACCAGCGGAACAGGUGAAGAACGUGGAUUUUGGGGGCUCUAUACACGGUGAGAAUCUGCCUGGGAGUGAGGAAGCUUUUUUCGUUGUCCACGAUCCCCUGCUUGCCGACGGCUCUCAACAUUCACAGAAGAAAGGGCUGGGUCUGGUAAAUCUUGGCGAGUGCCUCAGGCUCGGGAAGAACAUGCUACGUGUUCAUGCAAAUGGGAGCUCGAAGCAGAUGGGGCGACUAUCUGACGUCGAGGAGAAUUGGCGUACAGAUUUUAUGUGGCUGGUUAUGGGCUUCACUGGAAUGAGACUUCUUGUGCCACGACUUUUCCUUUCAUCGGCCUGUGUCAAUGGUGGAGCAUUGGUGGGAAUCACCAAGCUUCAUGUAGUUGAGCUCGAUGAUGCUUUAAUUGUCAACAUUCAGUCUGGGUUCCGUGUACAUCAAGUGGCAUGGUCGCUCCACUCACAGGUGGAAGACGCACAAACAAGGAUGUUAAUUGUCCCCCCUUGCGACAAUUCUCUUGCCUCUGCAGUGAGCGAUAUCCUGGGUUCAUGUGGCCGGGGUUCAUUAGGGCCUAUCAAAGUUGUGGUUUCCAAUACCCAGAACGAAGACUUACGCUGCGGAGCACCGUUCUGUGAACGGAGAGGAACCUUGAACGUUCCCAGAAGCGCACAAGAAUUACCGCAGAAGGGCAGCGCUUAUGUGUUGAAUCGAGGAGACACGAAGGGCCUUUCAACAGAACCAGGGACUUCAAAAUGGCUAAGAAGCUUGGUAGCCGAGGGUGGGCUGGUGGGUGGUUGCAAAGCGAAUGAAAAACAUCCGGUCUUAUACAGUGAACCUAUCAUCGGAACGAUGGAGGCAGCAGAAUCCCCGACAAUGUGGAGGUUCCGAACAGAUACGAAAGAAAGCACAAAGCCUAUGUCAUCGUCUUCUACCAGCACCAUCGCUCAUCAUCCGCCACAAGACAUCUCAUUAUCAGCCUGCCAGACGAUAUCCGAUCAAAGAAGACCUCUUCAGCUACAAAAGGCUAGAGAACUCUUUGAGUUUAGCCUUAAGCCUGCAGCAGUGGAUCUGGAUAUUCAGCCUUCGCCUGGGAAUCCAGGCAAUACGACUCGGCAAGACAACUCUCAUGGAAACCCGUUGCUUGUGAUUGAUUCAGCUACUCGCCAGUUGAGAAACCUGCACAAAGCAGAAAAGUAUGUUGCAGUCAGUUACACAUGGGCAGAGUACAGUGCCGGAGAAAACCAAAGUGUCAUAGAAACAGUAGAGAGGACCACAGGAGCCACAGCCAUAUGGAUGGACAAACUGUGCGUACCAAAACAAGAACCUGAGAGGCAAAGAGUACUGAGCGCCAUGGGGGCAAUCUACCGCGAGGCUACGCUUGUCGUGGUCAUGCUGACAAAAAUGCGCUCCAAGCUCUCUGCCUCCAUCCGCGAUGAGCAUCAGGUCUUCGAUUGGGAAGAGGAUAGACGAGCGAAUGCGAGCUUCCUGCAAGAAUAUCGCGAGAGGGGGUGGCGUACGAGGGUUUGGACCGCCCAAGAGAGCUUUUUGAGCCGCAAAGCUAUAGCUGUCACUACCGACGGUGUUACUUGGAUCAGUUAUCUGGAAGCACUAUUGGCAAAUGAUGUGAUGGGAUGGGGAAGUGUGACUCAAGUUGGGCUUGCGUCUAACGAUUCUUGCACUGUUGUCUCAGCCCAGACACAUUUCACAGGGCCCCUCGCCUUUACUAACACUGUUCUGGCUGGUGGGGGACUUCAAGGGUCCAGGGGACGAGUCUGGAGCCUCGCAGAAGCUGUCACAGCCACUACGGGUCGACAAUGCGCGAGAGAAGAGGACAGGAUCUACGGUGUCUUAGGCCUUUUGGGGAUCAAGGGCACUAAUGUCGAGUGGGAAUACGGUAUUGGGUGGCAGGGCGCUCUACUAAAGGUCGCCAAAGCCGUUGGGAUAAGUCCGAUCUGGCUACUUGGGGGUUCUGAGUCCGGAUCGCCAUGCGAGGGGUUCUCGUGGAUGCCGAGAAGCCUCGCAGAGCUGGAAAAAAGGGGAUCAGCAAAUGUGUUUCACGAGGAAUCGGACCAAAAAAGUCUGAAGGUCAAGGAUUCCGGAGUGGAGUUAGAUCACCCUAUCGCCGCGGGGGUAAUCAAGGCCAUUACGUUACAGAAGGGCGGAGCGGUUGAGUGUGUGGUCAGGAUCUAG
Fusarium coffeatum is the source of this 2601-nucleotide messenger RNA. RefSeq lists its product as uncharacterized. Lineage: Eukaryota; Fungi; Ascomycota; Sordariomycetes; Hypocreales; Nectriaceae. Bases 1 to 2601 code for a protein of 866 amino acids. The record is from RefSeq and is a predicted model, not a curated record. The transcript has 2 exons.